This is a messenger RNA of Exophiala mesophila, 1116 nucleotides long. RefSeq lists its product as uncharacterized. The record is from RefSeq and is a predicted model, not a curated record. Gene Ontology annotation, molecular function: glutathione transferase activity. The transcript has 4 exons. Gene Ontology annotation, cellular component: cytoplasm. The coding region runs from base 1 to 1116 and encodes 371 amino acids. NCBI's taxonomy places the organism in Eukaryota, Fungi, Ascomycota, Eurotiomycetes, Chaetothyriales, Herpotrichiellaceae.
AUGUCCCAUACUCUUUCACGCCUUGGCCAACAUCUCACUCACCUGACUUCCACCUCGUCCAGACCUGCGUUUUACACCAAGACUGCGUCCAUUUUCACCAUGACGGCAUCAAAGGGUGGCAUCACCUCCUGGGUCUUGCCUGGCGACAAAUCAGGCGAAUUCAAGCGUCAAGUCUCUUCGUUUCGAAGCUUCAUUUCCAAAGACCCAAAUUCUGAAUUCCCUGCUGAAAAGGGUCGUUAUCAUCUCUACGUCAGCUAUGCUUGUCCAUGGGCUCACAGAACUCUCAUUGUGAGAAAACUCAAGGGUUUGGAGGAUAUCAUUUCCAUGACCAGCGUCCAUUGGCACAUGGGCGAAAAAGGCUGGCGAUUUGCAACUUCAGAUGAAAACAUCCCAGGAGAAAACACAACCCCAGAUCCACUUCACCCUGACUUCACUCAUCUUCGUAAUCUGUACUUUGCUGCCAACAAAGACUACUCUGGACGCUUCACAGUGCCCACCUUAUGGGACAAGAAGAACAACACCAUUGUUUCCAACGAAUCAUCCGAGAUCAUUCGCAUGUUUUACACCGAAUUCGACGACAUCAUCGCCCCCGAAUACCGCGACGUCGUUCUGUUCCCCAAAGACCUGCAAGCCCAGAUCGAGGAGACCAAUUCAUGGACAUAUGACGACAUCAACAACGGCGUCUACAAGUCCGGCUUUGCCACAACCCAAGAAGCAUACGAGAAGAACGUGACUCAACUGUUCAAAUCUCUCGAUCGUGUCGAAGCCCACCUUGCGUCUGGCCCUGGACCCUUUUACUUUGGUUCCAACAUCACCGAAGCUGACGUUCGACUCUUCACCACCAUUGUCCGAUUUGACCCUGUCUACGUCCAGCAUUUCAAGACCAACCUUCGGGACAUUAGGUCUGGAUAUCCUAACAUUCAUCGUUGGCUUCGCAAUCUGUACUGGAAUCAUCCCGCUUUCCAUGACACCACUCAGUUUGAACAUAUCAAAAAGCAUUAUACCAAGAGUCACAGCCAAAUCAACCCCUUUGGCAUUACUCCCUUGGGACCAGUGCCGGAUAUUCUCCCACUCGACGAGGAGGUCCCAGCAGUCAAGGCAGCGUUGAAGGCUUAG